Messenger RNA from Hyposmocoma kahamanoa, 5141 nucleotides. RefSeq lists its product as uncharacterized. Gene Ontology annotation, cellular component: cell-cell junction. Lineage: Eukaryota; Metazoa; Arthropoda; Insecta; Lepidoptera; Cosmopterigidae. The transcript has 24 exons. Bases 112 to 5055 code for a protein of 1647 amino acids. Gene Ontology annotation, biological process: cell-cell adhesion. Gene Ontology annotation, molecular function: cell adhesion molecule binding. The record is from RefSeq and is a predicted model, not a curated record.
AGGGAGAUACAAACUAGCGACUCAACCUUUGAAACAAUAUCCAACCUGACGUUCGAAGCAACACGCUACGAGAAUGGAGCCAAGUUCCAGUGUGAAGCAGUCAACGACGUCAUGGAGCAAAUGAGGGAACAACCGCUGAGGGCUACUAAGGAGCUGGAGAUUUGGUACCCUCCCAUCGUUCGUGUGGAGCCACCCAACAUGACUGUCCUGGAAGGUGCUAAUAUUUUGCUCAAAUGUGAAUAUGAGAGCAAUCCUUCGUCUCUGGAUCAAGUUAUCUGGUAUCGAAAUAAUACACGUGUCGAAGUCAAUGGUACAUCACACUACAACGGCGGUACAGUAGACCAACACGCUCUCAUCAUCAGAAACGUUCGUGGCGACGACAUGGGCAACUAUACUUGUCUAUUAGCCAAUGCAGUUGGCAAUGGAACCAGUGAAACCAGUAUUGAUGUUAAUGUGUUGUUUCGCCCGCAAGUAAGCCUCUCCAUGAACUACCCAAGCCCAAUCUUAGAAACGGACCAUCGCAACGUGACGCUGACCUGCGAAGUUACUUCGGGUAAUCCGCCGAUCCUGGAUGAGGUCAUCUGGUAUUUGGAUGGGGAGGUAUUGAAACAUUUGCCUGAAUGCAACGGGACACAAAAUGAUGAGAACCUAUGCAACGAAGUGGAUCCAUCAAUGCUACUUCUCCAAGACACGACAAAAAGCUUCCACGGAAAUUACUCUUGUAUGGGCAAGAACACUGCUGGGUGGGGAAACGAAAGUGCCAAGACUGAACUUGUUGUUAAUUAUCCACCUGGACCAGCAAAGUUAACGUAUUCUCCUUGGAGAGUGGUGAAAGGGAAGUCACUGGUGCUCAGCUGCAGUGUACAAGAAAAAGGAAGACCUGAAGCUCAUAGAUUCCGUUGGCACCGUGGAGGCCGUUUAGUCAGCGAUAUCGUCUCGCAAAACUGGACAAUUGACCCCGUCACUUUGGACCAUCGGACCAACUUCUCUUGUCGUGGUAUCAACGCGGGAGGAGAGGGCGAGGCGGCUUUUACUUCUAUUGAUGUACUUGCUCCGCCGAGCUUCAAAUACGCGAUGAAUCACUACAGUGGGGCUCUUUACAAAUCGCAAAACAUAUCUCUGUCCUGCACGGUGGAGUGCGCUCCGCUGUGCACAGUGGAGUGGCUGAAGAACGGUGUUUUAAUCGACCCACAGAAGACCGAUCGAUAUUACAUCGUUAAUAGGACCAUCGAGCCACAAGUUAACCGGAAUGAUUUUGAAGCCACCGAGUCUACUUUGUUCUGGAACAUGGCGGCGUGGCCCGGCGGCGUGCUUGACCGCGCGACGGACACCGCAAGCUACACUUGCCGGUCAUCGCGGAACGACGCCGGUCCGCCUGUCAACAGCACCACUAAAUUUGCUGUAGAGUACGAGCCAGAAAACAUAACGGUGACACCAAAAGCUGUGCCGGUAGUUGAGAACGAGAUUCCAGCUAAAGUAGUUUGUUCCGCUAGAGGCUUUCCAAUGCCUAGCUACUCCUGGCGUCGGGAAAACCCCAGCAAGAGCGGAGGCAAAGACCACACGAACAACUCCCUCAUCCUAUCGUCCUCCAAUACACUACUCCUCGGAAAAGUACAACGGAAGGACGCAGGCAACUACGUGUGCGAGGCCUACAAUCGGCAUGGAUCUGUGAAUACAACUGUUCUUUUGGAUGUUAUGUUUGUACCGGAGUGCAGUAUAAAGAGAGUGGAAAUAAAAGGUGAACAAGUUUUAGUAUGUACUGCAAUUGCCAAUCCUAUAGAGGUCUCCUUUACAUGGAAACUUCGCAACGAAAACGAUACCCUUACAUACAAAGCCAGGAGUGAUGAAGGACCACGAAGCUACCUUACUCUAAGCUCCAGCGUCACCAUGCAUAGAAGAUACCUCUGCUACGCCAAUAACACUAUUGGCAUGUCCAAGCCUUGUUGGAAGGAUGUUGAUGCCAACUGGGAAAGCUUGGGAGCACUGCCGUGGUGGAAAGACCAGAAGAAACUGAUCCUCAUCGGAGGAAUAGCACUGGCAUUACUGAUCGUGGUCGUGAUUCUAUGCAUCAUCAUCAUUUGCGUGUGCCGCCGCAUGCGCGCGAAGUCCAAAUACAAUAAUCCAGUGGAGUUAGAGGAGAGAGAAAAUCCCGAUGGUAGCUGUCUAAAUGAAGUAUCUAUUGCCCAAUCCAUAAUAUCACAAGCGUUACCCGCACUAUCGCCAAGGAUAAAUCUAUCAUUUAGCCCUAAAUCUUGUGAUCGGACACGGUUGGUUGAUAACAGUCAUUUAGAAAUGAAUAAAUUUAGAGAAAACUCGACUUUACAAGCCAAUCUAUCCCAGCUGGAAGCAACUAUUAACGCUCACAGAUCUCCAAAUGCCAAUGACGUAAACGAUGUCAACGAAACACAGACACCAAAAACGACAACAAGAAACGAAGCACAAGCAAAUCCGUCACCUGUGGUAUCACCCAACAAAUGGCCUUUGAAACCUGGUGUCUUAGUGCAUGUGAAUUCAAACCAUACACUAAGCCCAAAGAAUCAAGCGAGGCUGCAAGCCGCAAAUAUUUCAAAAGCUGAAGAAAGAGACGACGAAGCAAAUCUCGGUUUGUUAGAACGAAACAGAAAGACUGACGAUUCCCAAGACAAGACUGAAUACUCAAAAAAGACAGGGAAGCCCAGACGAAAUACUCAAAAUGUUGUGACAGGAAUUUUUAAAACCCUAAGAAGAAAAAGCACUGAUUCAGAUGACAGCGGCAAAUAUAAAAAGAUUAAUAAAACCAACAAAAGGGCAGUGUCGUUAGUGAAUUUGAAUAAAAUGGGCUAUAGUUUGCCAAAGAAUAGAUUACGUUCAUUUUUUCAAAGUGAAACGCCUAAUGUAAUAGUUACGGAAGGAGUUGUAUCGUUCAAAAGGCCUGAUAAAAUUGCAACCAGUGCCCCUAUUAAACCUUUUCGUGAGGAACCGGCCAAAACAUGUAGGAAAAGAAAAAAACCUGGUGAGAGCCCACCUACGAAUGGCGUAGAUAAUGCCCCCAACGGCAACCUUGGAGCGGACAACCCAGGUGUCUACGAGAACCUGCCGUUCCACGGUCUACAACAACCUCCUAAUAAGCCUGUGCAAGUCAUACAACCUCGAAUCGUGGAGACUAACCAAAAAACUGCCAAAGGAAUAGCUGACUUACAAAAGCAAUUGACUACAAACCCAUCUUUUACACCAAGAGUUGUCUGCCCACCAUUCGUUCAGAAUACAGUAACGUAUCCUAUAAAUUCUCCAUCAACUUCUCAAAUACAAACUACCUAUGGAAUACCAGUACUAUCACCGAUACAACAAAUGUAUCCUUUACAUCAGACGGUGUUACUUAAUUCGUACUUGCCAGCAAUGCAAACGUCAUUUCUGAAACAAUUCCCAACGAUUGAUGAAGAAAUUGAACCGGACACUAAGAAAUUCUCCUCUCUUAAUACGAGAAAUGUGAGGAAACUUCCACAGUUUCAAAGCAUGAGAGCCGUCCGCAAAAGAAAUAUUGAGCGAUUUUACCCUAAUACUGAAUAUGGAGAAAACUUUACUGAAAUAAACAAUAACAAGGAUCAAGACGAAUCUGGAAGUGACAAAGAUGUACUGAAUGAAGUCGAGAAUAUAAUUUAUGCAAAUUUCCCUUCGCUGCUUAAAAUUAAAUCGAAUAUAAGUGGUGUGGAUCAGUUUGAGAAUCUCACAGAUUCUAUACAAGUUUGCGAAGAGAGCGCUGAUCAAAUUAAUGUUUCAAACGAUUCUCUUAAUAGACCAGUGCCUGCACCUAGAACAAAACUCUCUCCUGUUAAACCUUCUCCUAAUAAAGAUCACGUGUAUGUAAAUUUAUCAAUGCCUUUGAUAAAAACCAACUUUACUAAAUCAUAUGACGUAGUUGAUGCUCCUGUAAGACCUACAAAAUCUGCGGAAGAUAUUUCAAAGACUGAGAAAUCUGGUUUAUCAUUACCUAGAGCUCCUAAACUUAGAUUAAAUAAAGUACAAAAUAAUAAUGAAUCUAAAAACAAUGAGAGUGGUAAUGAAGACGAUAAUGAUGGAGCAAAUGAUGAAAAUCUUGAAAAGAAACAGGAUUCCAAACCAAAUAUAAUCGGAGCAACUCCAAAAAGAAACUUGUCGGCAAUUCUACCUUCGAGUUCAUUAGUCAAAGCCGUUGUGAGCCAAUUUAAUGAAAAAUCUGAGAUUAAUAAAGUCGGUUUACCGAAACGACAGGUGAUACUCCAAAAACCCUUACAAAUACCAAAGUUAUCCGAAAAACCUGUACCAAAGAGAACGUUACGGCGCAGCAAUUCCGUUCAAAGUAGUUUAACUAUCAACAGCGAUAAUUCUGAGAAUACUAACAUCCUACAACAGCAGUACCUACAAAAGCGCAAUCAUUUCACUAACCUUAGCUCCAAAGGGAAAAACAAGAAAAACUUUCAAAUACCUCUGCAGAAACACCAUAGCUUCUGUUACUUUCAACCAAUAAGAGUCGACAAACGAUUGCCUGUUGAUCAGGAAAGAUCGUACAAUAAUACAAUAGGACCCUUGAUAUAUCAACCUCCAGACACUCAGUACUACACCAAAACCUUGAACAGAACUAGAGAAAAGAACUCACAGAAAUUGAAUCGUCUAAAAAAAUCUGAAAGUCUCAGAGAAAAGCUGUCAUGUGUCGGAGUGUAUGAUAAUUAUGAGAAACCAGAUUACCCGGAACCUGAAUAUAAUGACAGUGAAAGAAGAAACUACUUACAGUUCUUGAAAGGGAAUUACAUAUCAAAUUCAACAAGAAACCUUGGUCCUGAGAAUUAUAAUUUUAAUACUGGUAAUAAGGAUGAUAAACCUAAACAUAAGAAGUUAGUUUAUGCAGAUUUAGCUUUAGGGAACCAUAAUUUAAAAUUUAAGAAUACAGUCAAUUCUAAUAGACACUUGUAUGAUACGUACGCGGUGGGAGAUAGUACUAACAAGGAAACUAACUGUAGUUAUAAGAAUGUAAGAAAAGGCAGUCAUAGUCAGCAAAGGAGUGAUUAUGCGACGCUCAAAUUCAACGAGAUUGACGUUUGAGAGCCUUUCAAACCGGAUGACCAAUUCAUUUACGCCGACGCGGACAUGAAGGACUAUGGACCGAUUAAUUACAAAGCAGCCUCAAU